GAGCCGGGGCAGCAGCACUCGGCCCGCCGCGCGCGCUCCCCUUCCCCGCGCGAGCUCCCGCCGCGGCGUCCGCCGCAGGCCGAGGGCCGCCACCCGCCGAGGACCGGGCAGGAGCGCGCGGCCGCCGAGCCGGGCAGCGCUGGGGCCGGCGCCUUUUGUCCCUGGAGGUCCCUGGAAGUUUGCGGCGGGACGCGCGCGGGGAGGCGGCCGAGGCAGCCCCGACGUCGCGGGAGCCAGUGCGCCGAGCCAGCAUGGGCAGCGGGCGCGGCGCUGGGGGCCGCCGCUGGGCCGCCCCGGGCGUGCUGCUGGCGCUGGCCGCCGGGCUCCUGGCCGCGGGCUCCGCCAGCGAGUACGACUACGUGAGCUUCCAGUCGGACAUCGGCUCCUACCAGAGCGGGCGCUUCUACACCAAGCCGCCGCAGUGCGUGGACAUCCCGGUGGACCUGCGGCUGUGCCACAACGUGGGCUACAAGAAGAUGGUGCUGCCCAACCUGCUGGAGCACGAGACCAUGGCCGAGGUGAAGCAGCAAGCCAGCAGCUGGGUGCCCCUGCUCAACAAGAACUGCCACAUCGGCACCCAGGUCUUCCUCUGCUCGCUCUUCGCGCCCGUCUGCCUCGACCGGCCCAUCUACCCGUGCCGCUGGCUCUGCGAAGCCGUGCGCGACUCGUGCGAGCCCGUCAUGCAGUUCUUCGGCUUCUACUGGCCUGAGAUGCUCAAGUGUGACAAGUUCCCCGAGGGCGACGUCUGCAUCGCCAUGACCCCGCCCAAUGCCACCGAAGCCUCCAAGCCCCAAGGCACAACCGUGUGUCCUCCGUGUGACAACGAGUUGAAAUCUGAAGCCAUAAUUGAACAUCUCUGUGCGAGCGAGUUUGCGCUGAGGAUGAAAAUAAAAGAAGUGAAAAAAGAAAAUGGCGACAAAAAGAUUGUCCCCAAGAAGAAGAAGCCUCUGAAGCUGGGACCCAUCAAGAAGAAGGAACUGAAGAAGCUUGUCCUAUACCUGAAGAAUGGGGCUGACUGCCCCUGCCACCAGCUGGACAACCUGAGCCACCAUUUUCUCAUCAUGGGCCGGAAGGUGAAGAGCCAGUACUUGCUGACGGCAAUCCACAAGUGGGACAAGAAAAACAAGGAAUUCAAAAACUUCAUGAAGAAAAUGAAAAAUCAUGAAUGCCCCACUUUUCAAUCAGUCUUUAAGUGAU
Prionailurus viverrinus (fishing cat) is the source of this 1197-nucleotide messenger RNA. RefSeq names its product secreted frizzled related protein 1 (gene SFRP1). The transcript is spliced from 3 exons. Bases 252 to 1196 code for a protein of 314 amino acids. Gene Ontology annotation, biological process: canonical Wnt signaling pathway; negative regulation of canonical Wnt signaling pathway; non-canonical Wnt signaling pathway. The record is from RefSeq and is a predicted model, not a curated record. Gene Ontology annotation, molecular function: Wnt-protein binding. Lineage: Eukaryota; Metazoa; Chordata; Mammalia; Carnivora; Felidae.